CGACAGCAGUCUGAAGGAAACUCCUCCCUGCUGACAACACGCCGCUCGCAGCGCAAUGGUCUCCUGGAUUAUUUCUAGGCUUGUGGUGCUCAUAUUUGGUACCCUUUACCCGGCAUACUCCUCAUAUAAAGCUGUUAAAUCAAAAGAUGUGAGAGAAUAUGUGAAAUGGAUGAUGUACUGGAUAAUAUUUGCACUUUUUACUACAGUUGAAGUGAUUACUGACAUCUUUCUGUGCUGGCUCCCAUUCUACUAUGAGCUCAAAAUUGCCUUUGUCGUGUGGUUACUUUCCCCGUACACAAAGGGAUCCAGUGUGCUGUAUAGAAAAUUUGUCCACCCUACACUGUCCUCUAAGGAGAAGGACAUCGAUGAAUACCUUUGCCAAGCAAAAGAUAAAAGCUAUGACACCCUGGUGCAUUUUGGAAGGAGAGGCCUGAAUGUGGCAGCAACAGCCGCAGUAAUGGCUGCCGCCAAGGGUCAAGGCGUUCUCUCCGAGCGACUUCGCAGUUUCAGCAUGCAGGACCUGUCAUCUUUCCAGGCAGAGGGCCAGGCUAAGAAUGCAAGUUCUGUAACCACUCAACCUGCAGACACGCAGCACAGGACACGCACCAUGAUGCGCAGCAAAUCAGAGGCCGGUUACAGCAAGGGCCAUGAUUUUGACAUGACCGAAUAUGAGAUGUUGAACGUGGAGCCUCCUGGCCCGCUGACUCCCACACCCACCCCGACCCAAUCGCAGCCCGCUUCGCCUCAACCUGAUCCCACGACUCCACAGCUUUCCCCCCCUGAGUCCUUCGAGGAUAAAUCCGCACCCCCACCUGUAUCCUUAGAGGAGCCCCAGGAGAAGGAGGAAUUUGCCUCGUCUGCUUCACUCCAGUUCAGAUUUAAGAGGCGUGCCCCUGAGCCUCCUCCUAGAUCCCUAAGACCUUUCACCCGAUCCAGAUCAAAGAACGCCCUUUCUUCAGACCCCGAAGCCAUGUGACUUUGCAUAUGCUCCGAGAGCGCUUUAGCUGUCUAACCUGCAACACGAGGAGACGCAACAGGAGAAGGCAGAGGGGGGAAAAGGGAAUGCAGCCAAAAUGUUCAAAUAUUGAAAAGCAGCCUUGCUCUGUAAUGAGGUAACCAAAGCGAUGUGCAACCUUUCGCUUCUGAUCUUUGACACUCAUCUAUUUAGGCAACACAUCUGUGUACAUACUGCUGCUCUGAGACUCUUUUAGGGUUAUUGAACUUGUUUUGUACAUAUUUAUGAAAUGUUUGAGUGUUGAUUAUUUGUUUGAUUUCUUGGUAUGAUUUUGGGAGAAACAAACACAUGCAUGUCCCACUGGUCUUAUGUCUGGAGUCACCCAACCAUAAUUACUUAUUGUUUAUGAGCAUACUUUAUUUUUAUGGCGGCUGCACUCAUUUCCGCCCCAACUCAACAACUACUGGGAAGCAAAGCGUUUCCGAACCAAUCUUUCUUAGAACA
Molecule: messenger RNA, 1459 nt
Organism: Rhinichthys klamathensis goyatoka
Lineage: Eukaryota; Metazoa; Chordata; Actinopteri; Cypriniformes; Leuciscidae
Gene: reep1
Product: receptor accessory protein 1
Exons: 8
Coding region: 56-976 (306 amino acids)
Biological process (GO): endoplasmic reticulum tubular network organization
Cellular component (GO): endoplasmic reticulum tubular network; cytoplasmic microtubule; endoplasmic reticulum membrane
Molecular function (GO): microtubule binding
Source: RefSeq, a predicted model, not a curated record